AUGUCUUCUCACGUGGCUCCCCUCCUGGCCGGCCUGAUCAUCAGCGCCGCCCAGCUCACCUCCGGCUCCCCUGUCGCCGACGCCCCCAUCGCCCCCGUUGCCGCCCUCCUCACCAACGGCACCUACACCCAGGUCGUCACCGCCAUCACCACCUACUGCCCCGAACCCACCAUCAUCUACCACGGCAAGUACACCUACACCAUCAAGGAGCCCACCACCUUCACCAUCACCGACUGCCCCUGCACCAUCACCCACACCGGCCCCAUGCCCACCGGCACCGCCGUACCCCCCAUCAUCACCGGCGUCGUGCCACCCUCCGGCCCCGACUGCGCCGCCACCUGCGCCGCCGCCUACGACAAGUGCCGCGGCGCUCCCGACGCCAACCGCGCCACUUGCGCCGCCGAGUACGCCGGCUGCCUCGGCUACAGCCCCUUCGGCCCCGACGGCUCCCUUGUCACCCCGACCGCCUGCUCCGGCACCGCUACCGCCGUCCCUCCCAUCGCCACUGGCAUCGUUCCUCCCGGCACCGCUACCGCCGUCCCUCCCAUCGCCACCGGCGUCGUGCCCCCCUCCGGCCCCGACUGCGCCGCCGCCUGCGCCGUCGACUACAACAAGUGCCGCUCCGCCUCGGACGCCAACCGCGCCACCUGCGCCGCAAACUACGCAGGCUGCCUCGGCUACAGCCCCUUCGGCCCCGACGGUUCCCUCGUCACCCCGACCGCCUGCUCCGGCACCGCUACCGCCGUCGUCCCCACCGCCACCGCCGUGCCCCCCAUCGCGACUGGUAUCGUGCCCCCCGCGACCACUGGCGCUGCUUGCGUUACCGGCUGCAACGACGCCUACAACAAGUGCCGCAGCGCUCCUGGCGCCAACCUCUCUACCUGCGCUGCCGAGUACGCCGGAUGCCUCGGCUACAGCCCCUUCGGCCCUGAUGGUUCGCUCGUUACCCCUACCGCCUGCUCUGGUUCUGCUACCGGUGCGGUGCCCACUGCCACUGCGAAGCCUUUGCCUUCUGUUGUGCAGGUUGCGUCUGCUGGACGUGCGUCUUUCGGGGUCGCUGUUGCGGCUGUGUGUGGUCUUGCUGCCCUUGUUCUUUUCUAA
This is a messenger RNA of Colletotrichum fioriniae, 1101 nucleotides long. The record is from RefSeq and is a predicted model, not a curated record. NCBI's taxonomy places the organism in Eukaryota, Fungi, Ascomycota, Sordariomycetes, Glomerellales, Glomerellaceae.